AUGAGCCUCACAGCAGGCAUAAGCAAACCAAACAAACGCCCAAGAACACCACGCAGACCCCUCUCCCAACGCAACCCCGCCCUCGCCCUCAAAGUCUCCCAAAUGCGCCUCGCCAUCGCGCCCAUAGUGCACGUCCUCUCCGGCCAGCCCGCGCCCGACUUCCCCCCCUCAAUGCUGCACCUCUUCCUGCUCACAGAGCCACAACUCGACCGCCUCGCGCGCUUCUACUCGCAGGCCGAGCUCUCGGAGCUGACGCACCAGUACCCGCAGACCAUGGACUGGGACCGGCCCUUCCUGUCCACUGACCCCGCUCUGCCCGAGAACUGCAGACUCGCGGAUUUGGAGCGGUUGAAGAUCAAGAUGCGCAUGUUUGCCCGGUUUAUUGGCAUGAGGGGCGCGGAUACGCCGACGUGGGAGUAUGAGCGCCAGGUGGAGAUUUUGGGGAAUAUGAUUGGGAGGAGUGUAAGGGAUGAGGAGAGCGCGCUGAGGAAGUACUACUGGGGACCGGGGGCGCGGCCGUGA
Dothidotthia symphoricarpi CBS 119687 is the source of this 522-nucleotide messenger RNA. RefSeq lists its product as uncharacterized. The transcript has a single exon. The record is from RefSeq and is a predicted model, not a curated record. Lineage: Eukaryota; Fungi; Ascomycota; Dothideomycetes; Pleosporales; Dothidotthiaceae. Bases 1 to 522 code for a protein of 173 amino acids.